Closterium sp. NIES-65 is the source of this 759-nucleotide messenger RNA. The record is from the annotation of a GenBank genome assembly. Lineage: Eukaryota; Viridiplantae; Streptophyta; Zygnematophyceae; Desmidiales; Closteriaceae.
AUGGCAUCGGAACGCACAAGUUCUCCCUCUCACUCAUCCCUCUCCCUUCAAGCAAUGAAUCAACCUCUCCCUCUCACUCAUCCCUCUCUGCUGCACCCCUUUCUUAUUGCGCUCUCCUGUUGUGCACAUCUCCUCGUGCACGUGGUGGGUGGGGGGAGUAGCCGUGGGCACAUGGCGUGGGAAUGCACAGCAGGCGUCACCUGCAGCAUCUGCGGGCAGACGGGCCAUCUGCAGCGCAACUGCCGCAACGUCUCCUGCCACAAGUGCGGUCGCAAGGGCCAUAUUUCCAAAUUCUGCAAUGAUCCAUUCGCCAGGGCAGCUGAGGCUGAGCGCAUGGAGAGGCAACAGGCAAUCAUGUCUGCAAGGGCGGCACAGACUCAGAGACAUGUGGCCCGGCGAUCAGUCAUCCAUGCCACCCCUCACGCGCCUGGCAAGGGCAUGACCACAGCGUGGGAUGGGCUAGGCCGAUCCGUACCGCAUACCCCUCCUGUCUUGAUUCUCAAAUCCCCCCCUGCUGCUAAAGCUGCAACCAAGGAAGCUACUGCUGCUCCUUCAGGUCUUAGCUCCAUUCAUGCUCUUCCUGCUUCUGGUGCUGCUAGUUCUGCCGGUGGUGCUGGUUCUGCCAGUGGUGGUGGUGGUGUGGGUGCGGCUGCAGUUGGAAACAAGAGGAAGGUGGAGGAGUUGGAGGAUGGGGCGGGCGGUGGGCUGAGAGGGUUGCUGGCGUAUGAGGAAAAGCAGGCUCACCAGGAAUUGCAAUAA